CGGGCGGACUCGGCGCCCGCCGGCCUCGCUCGCUCCGGUAACGGUCGGUGCGGGUUCAAAUGAGCCGCGGCCGGGCCGGGCCCCGCCGUGACUCGCUCUGAGCCGGGCCGGGACCGGGGUCACCCCGCUCGGGCUCGGCGACCAGGAGGCGGAGGCCGGGGAGAGCAGGAUGACGGUGCUGCAGGAACCCGUCCAGGCUGCUAUCUGGCAAGCACUGAACCACUACGCGUACCGCGACGCCGUGUUCCUCGCAGAGAGGCUGUAUGCAGAAGUACACUCAGAAGAAGCACUGUUUUUACUGGCAACGUGUUACUACCGCUCAGGAAAGGCCUACAAAGCUUACAGGCUCCUCAAGGGACACAGCUGUACCACCCCACAGUGUAAAUACCUGCUUGCAAAAUGUUGUGUGGACCUCAGCAAGCUUGCAGAAGGAGAGCAGAUCUUGUCUGGUGGAGUGUUGAAUAAACAGAAAAGCCAUGAUGACAUUGUUAUGGAGUUUGGUGACUCUGCAUGCUUUACUCUCUCCUUACUGGGACAUGUCUACUGCAAGACAGACCGGCUUGCCAAAGGAUCAGAAUGUUACCAAAAGAGCCUUAGUUUAAAUCCUUUCCUCUGGUCCCCUUUUGAAUCACUAUGUGAAAUAGGUGAAAAGCCAGACCCUGACCAAACAUUUAAAUUAACAUCCUUACAGAACUUCAGCAGCUGUCUGCCCAACACUUGCACAACAGUGGUGUCUAAUCACAACAUAUCCCACAGACAGCCUGACAGUGUCCUCAUGGAGACACCCCAGGACACCAUUGAAUUGAACAGAAUCAACCUAGAAUCCUCCAAUUCCAAGUAUUCCUCCCUGAAUUCGGACUCUUCCAUGUCUUACAUUGACUCAGCUGUGAUUUCCUCAGAUUCUGUCCCCCUGGGGUCAGGAACUGCCAUAUUGUCCAAACAGGCUCAAAAUAAACCAAAAACUGGCCGGAGUUUACUGGGGGGACCUGCAGCUUUGAGCCCACUCACUCCAAGCUUUGGAAUUUUGCCACUAGAAACCCCAAGCCCUGGGGAUGGCUCCUAUUUGCAGAACUACACCAACUCCUCCUCUGUAAUCGAUGUGCCAUCCACUGGAGCACCUUCAAAGAAGAGUGUCAGCAGGAUCAGCCAGGCUGGGACGAAAUCUGUCUUCUCCCAGAGCGGGAACAGCCGGGAAGUCACUCCAGUUCUUGUUGCACAGACACAGAGCUCUGGUCCCCAGACAAGUACAACACCUCAGGUAUUGAGCCCGACCAUUGCUGCUCCACCCAACGCGCUGCCUCGGCGAAGCUCUCGCCUCUUCACCAGUGACAGUUCUACAACCAAGGAAAAUAGCAAAAAAUUAAAAAUGAAGUUUCCACCUAAGAUUCCAAACAGAAAAACAAAAAGUAAAACAAAUAAGGGAGGAAUAACUCAACCAAACUUAAAUGACAGUUUGGAAAUUACCAAACUGGACUCUUCCAUCAUUUCAGAAGGGAAAAUUUCUACUGUUGCACCACAAAUCCAAGCUUUCACUCUACAGAAGGCAGCAGCAGAAGGUUUGAUGAGCCUUCUCCGGGACAUGGGGAAAGGUUAUUUGGCCUUGUGCUCCUACAACUGUAAAGAAGCCAUCAAUAUUUUGAGCCAUUUGCCAUCCCACCACUACAACACAGGCUGGGUGCUGUGCCAAAUUGGGAGAGCUUACUUUGAGCUGGCAGAGUACAUGCAGGCUGAGAGAAUAUUUUCAGAAGUGAGGAGGAUUGAAAACUACAGAGUAGAAGGCAUGGAAAUCUAUUCAACCACACUCUGGCAUCUGCAGAAAGAUGUUGCCCUUUCAGUUCUCUCUAAGGAUUUGACAGACAUGGAUAAAAACUCACCAGAGGCCUGGUGUGCUGCAGGGAACUGCUUCAGCCUGCAAAGGGAGCACGACAUUGCCAUCAAGUUCUUCCAGAGGGCCAUCCAGGUGGAUCCAAACUAUGCCUAUGCCUACACCCUGCUGGGCCACGAGUUUGUGCUGACAGAGGAGCUGGACAAAGCCCUGGCCUGUUUCAGAAACGCCAUCAGAGUCAACCCCCGCCACUACAACGCCUGGUACGGGUUGGGAAUGAUUUAUUACAAACAGGAGAAAUUCAGUCUGGCAGAAAUGCAUUUCCAGAAAGCACUUGACAUCAACCCUCAGAGCUCAGUCCUGCUGUGUCACAUUGGAGUAGUCCAACAUGCACUGAAAAAAUCUGAGAAGGCUUUGGACACUCUGAACAAAGCAAUCAACAUCGACCCCAAGAACCCACUAUGCAAAUUCCAUAGAGCCUCGGUGUUAUUUGCAAAUGAGAAGUACAAGUCGGCUUUACAAGAACUUGAAGAACUGAAGCAGAUUGUUCCCAAAGAGUCUCUUGUUUACUUUUUAAUAGGAAAGGUUUAUAAAAAGCUGGGUCAGACACAUCUGGCCCUAAUGAAUUUCUCCUGGGCAAUGGACCUGGAUCCCAAAGGAGCCAACAACCAGAUCAAGGAGGCCAUUGACAAACGUUACCUGCCCGACGACGAGGAGCCCAUCACCCGUGAGGAGCAGAUCAGUGAAUGUUACCCCUACGAGUCAGUGGGCACAGACGAGUCCCAGGAGAGCAGCAUGACGGACGCUGAUGACACGCAGCUCCACGCCGUGGAAAGUGAUGAAUUUUAACCUCCAAGAGCCAGUGUCUGAGCUUGAGUGUGUGUGACUGGUACUGUCGUGUUGUCCCCUUCCUUGGCAUCCUGGGUUCUACAUCUCUGAGCCAGCACUGUUGUUGUUCUCCACUGACACCACGAGUGCACCUCAGGCCUGAACUCGGCAGAGUUCAUGGCAGUGCAAUACCCAGCUGCUGCUGAGUCUCACUACUUGGCUCUUACACACUUAAGGCAGUGACUGAGGAGAAAAUGCUGGUUUUGGACUCCCCCUUGCUGGAAAAAAAUAUCAUGGAAGAGACUUGUGGUUUGCUGUAUGGAAGCCAGUAGGUGUGGGGAUAGUACUAAUGACGAGGUGUCUUGUUCUUUUUCCAGAAAUGUGUCUUAGUUUGGGUCUUUCUUGGUAAGCAGAGUGCUGAACCUCAUUUCCAAGUUCUCCAAGGACAGUGUUGACAAACAGGCUGUUCAAGACUUUUGCAUAUUGUAGUGUAACUUAAAUGCCAGGGAGUGUCAAUGACCUUACAGCUGCAGUGUCUCCAGUGAGCAGCCAGGACUGGGCGUGUGUCAGGCCACGUGGAGCACCCCUGGCCCUGCCCAGGGUGCAGCUGCAGGAGAAUCACAUUGCAGGAUCAGAGCUUUCAUCAAAUGCUUUCGUGUUCUAACCAUGAGUUAAUUUAUUCACCUGGUUUUGGAAAGGUCAGUGUUUACUUUGUAUUUCCAUCAGCACCACCUUGCUUCAUUUUUUCAUGCACCCCUCAACUUGUUCUUCCCCUUUGAAGAAUAAAAAUUAAUAAAGGGAAAAAUCAAGAGAGAAAUGUAGAUACAAGUGUAAUGUGAAACAUCAAACCCUUAGUCCUGUGAGAGUGGGAAGAUUGGAAGCCUUAAUACAAUCAGAACCUUGGUCAAACACAUCAAAUAAUUGUCUCAGAUCUCCUCAGGUCUGGUUUCACUUUGAAAACUAUUUUGUGAAGUAUGGUCCAAGCAGAAUGCAAAAAUGUGCAACUAUCUGUCUCUUUCCUUAUUUUUUUAAGCUGUUCUUUCAGUUUCCCAUUCUAGGAACACUCUCCUUUCCUCCAGGGUCUGUUUCUGAGAGGAGAAAGCUGUGCCACAUUAGUGAGUCCAAACUGCUCUCUGUAGCAUUCUGCAGCAGCAAUUGGUGCCCUUUGUGCAGUGAUGAUAAAGAAAGUGUAUGAUACAAGCAGUUUUAAAGAGCAAUUUAUGCCUAAUAAAUUGGGAAUGAUAUGAAUUUCA
Molecule: messenger RNA, 3906 nt
Organism: Sturnus vulgaris (Common starling)
Lineage: Eukaryota; Metazoa; Chordata; Aves; Passeriformes; Sturnidae
Gene: CDC27
Product: cell division cycle 27
Biological process (GO): anaphase-promoting complex-dependent catabolic process; protein ubiquitination; metaphase/anaphase transition of mitotic cell cycle
Cellular component (GO): anaphase-promoting complex; cytoplasm
Molecular function (GO): protein binding
Source: RefSeq, a predicted model, not a curated record